CAGCCAUUCAAGGUGUAGCAGUUCCUUGCUGUGGGUCAUCUCCUUAGACACCAGCAGCCAUGGCCAUGAUGAAGCGAAGACGCGAGAAUGAGACCGGUGCGCAGGCAGAUGCGGCUGAGGAGGCCAAGAAGCAGAAGCUGGCCACAGCGGGUGGCAGCAAGUACAUCAACAAACAGCGCGUGCUUGUGUUUUCCUCGCGCGGCAUCACGACGCGCUAUCGCCACCUGAUGGACGAUUUCCGCAAACUGUUGCCGCACCACAAGCGUGAGGUGAAGCUGGACGCCAAGGACACUCUUCACGUGGUCAAUGAGAUCGCGGAGAUCAAGGGUUGCAACACCACCAUCUUCCUCGAGGCUCGCAAGCGCCAGGACCUCUACCUGUGGGUGAGCCGCGUCGGCACGGGCCCCAGCGCCAAGUUCCUUGUGCAGAACGUGCACACAAUGGACGAGCUGAAGAUGACGGGCAACGCUCUGGCCGGCUCGCGUCCGCUGCUGACGUUCGACAAGGCUUUCGACGAUGAGCCGCAUCUCCAGGUGGUUAAGAAGCUUUUCACGCAAGUGUGGGGCACGCCCAAGGCGCACCCGAAGAGCAAGCCGUUCAUUGACCGCGUCAUGAGCUUCUACUACGCGGACGGCAAGGUUUGGUGCCGUAACUACCAGCUGGCGGACGACGCCGACACUAAGAAGGCGGAGCUGGCCGCUCUUCACCGUGGCGAGGACCUCGUGCAGCUUAUUGAGAUCGGCCCGCGCUUCGUCAUCACGCCCAUCCGCAUCUUCGACGGCAGCUUCGGCGGUCAGACUUUGUACCAGAACGAGAACUACGUGUCGCCCAACGAGAACCGCCGCGACGCUAAGGCCGACAAGCGCGACCGCUAUGUGUCUCGCAAGUCGGCGGAGGUUGAGCGCAAGGACCGCCAGCCCGAGCGCGAGAUGCCCGAGGACCAGUUCGCUGACGUCUUUGCCGGCGCCGAGCAUUUUGUGUACAUGUUUGCAAGCUAUUGGUCAAAACUCAAAAUCAUGAUUUCUACCAAUAAGAUACGGAAAACUUCAAGUGACACUUUGCAUAACGGUUCGGGGAUGAAGGCAUUCAAUGCCUGGCGGGGUGGCGAUGGGGGCUCCAAGACGUCCAACGACGCCGUCUCGGAGCUGCAGCAGGUGAUCCUGAAGAAGGAUCUGAUGAUUCUGAGUCUGCAGACGCAGCUGGACGCGUACAAGGCUCGCUUUGGCGCUCUACCGGCCGAAGAUUUGGAUGAAUUAGCGAAGUCCGACGCGCUUAACGAGCCCCAGGAGAAACGCAGCAGGGAAUUAAGCGCGGACGCGAAAGAACUAGCAGCAGAGAGUAAGUCCGUAGUGUCUAGGGCCAAUGGGGGCGAGGAUAAGUCCACUCAGGACAAGAAACAAUCCACGCCUCGUAUUGUGGCCACGUCGCCGCGCUUCCGAUCCUCCUCUGACGCGGACGAGACUCGCGAGAAGAUCCAAAGUCGUUUUAGUAAGAACGUAGUGCUGGACUAUGUAGAGGACUCGCCCAUGUUCCGUCGCCAACUCGAGGGUUUCGAGGAAUCCAUCACAGGCCUCCGAGCGCUGUUAAAGGAGCUUGUGGCACACUCAAAGGAGUACGCAGCUGCAGGGAAACACUUUGGCCAGGAAGAAACAGAGCUGGCCGAUGAGCUGAUCCAACGCAAACAUGCACGAGCCAUUUUCUCGACUAGUUGUCCGGAAUUGGGUAGUUUAUCGGAAUUAUUCGGAGAGAUGCACGAUACCCUGGCGCAGGUGCAGAGCUCCCGUGUGAGUAUGCUACUGGGUGUGGAGUCAUUGUUAAGUAGAUCAAUCCAGCAAUUCACAGAGAAAGAGUUGCUAAAAGAAGCAGGAGAACUGAGGAAGGAUGUGACGAGACUGGGAGAGGAGUACGAGACGCUGUUGGGUAAAUUACUGAGCAAAUCGAGACAGCCAGGCCAAUCCGCUAAUGGCACGGGUACACCUACUGGCGGAGGGGAUUCAAUAGGUCUAGGCAGUCCAGCGCUACCGAUAGGGAGCUAUAAUGGCGAGUUCACAACCACAGGGACACCUCCGGCCUCUGCAGCUUCAGGAGGCAGCAACAACAACAUUCUCGGAUCGGAUUCUGGACCUAUGACAAGUGGAAGUGAUAAACAUCAACGUGCAUUGGAGCGAGACGUGGUGACGGCACGUCGACGCUUUGAACUCGCUCGCUUCGACCUCGUUCGGCACAUGAAUCGGGUCGACUGCAUGAAAAAAUUUGUGCUGGUCGAGUGUUUCAACUCGAUACUGUACGCUCAAUUGGGCCACUUCCAUGCAUGCCACGAGCUCAUCAAGUCCGUGGAGCCAAGUCUCCGUAGACGUCAAGAAAUGAUGCAACUGUCACGCAAAGAUUUCGAACAAGACGAACUCAUGUGGACAGCACAACGAGAGCUACUGGACAAACGUUUAUCUCAAGACGUCGAGGCAGUCAGCUCCAGUGUUCCGUCAAGUGAAUCAUCGCCAGUAGCAGCAGGUUCCUUGAGUGUCGACACGGCCAUGUCAAGCGACUGCUUCCCGUCUCUCGACUUGCCUGUAGAGGUCAUCUCGACUGAUACAUUGAGUAGUCGACAGACCGUGGCUAGUACUCCUGGUGGCGUAGCCAAACAGGGCUAUCUGUUCGUCCGUAACUCCAUGUUCCCAGCUAGAAGCUGGAAGCGCCGUUGGUUCCAGAUCCACGCCGGCAAACUCUUCCAAACCACGUCACGUGGCGGCAUGGGGAAACAUCCAACAGAAAGUAGCUUGACGCUUGUGUGCGAUCUGUUACUUGCUCGAGUUCGUGAACUGGAGGGAUCAAGUCUCCCGUUCUGCUUUGAAGUUAUCGACGCCAACCGCGCAAAACUCUUACUACAAGCAGCCAGCGCUCGCGACAUGAUGGAGUGGAUCGAGGCGUCUCGACGCAGUACUGAGAGCGCAUUGGAGAAGCAAAGCCAUCGACAAGAAGUGCAUCCGGAACAGCAGUCGGUUAUUGACGAACUUACCGAAGCCAAUCCUUGUUGCGCCGACUGCGGACAAGAACCGGCUGAGUGGGUAUCGAUCAAUAUUGGCUGCUUGCUGUGCAUCGAGUGCUCUGGCAUCCAUCGAAGUCUCGGUGUGCACGAGUCAAAGGUACGAUCGUUAGCCUUAGACUCGUGGGAUAUGUCGCUCCUCACUCUACUUCGCGAUAAGCUGGGCAACGACGCUGUAAACGCAGUAUGGGAGCACACAAUACCUGAGGGGUGGACCAAACCAACGCCCACAACUUCAAGAGAUGAGAAGGCUCGGUUUAUCAAGGCAAAGUACCAUUUCCACGGCUUUGCCGAGCCUGACGCGACGCUGGAAGACGAUGAUAACGUACUUAAGCAAGAAUUAGCCAAGCGGUUCGUCGCAGGAGCGUCAUGUGGGGAUCUAAAGGAGUUGAUGUGGUGUCUGGCUCAUGGCGUGGACGUCAAUCCGGCGCUGCACCUUGCUGCGAUUACCUCGUCGUUAAUGGCGCAAGUUUAA
Molecule: messenger RNA, 3515 nt
Organism: Phytophthora infestans T30-4
Lineage: Eukaryota; Oomycota; Peronosporomycetes; Peronosporales; Peronosporaceae
Exons: 4
Coding region: 60-3515 (1151 amino acids)
Biological process (GO): rRNA processing
Cellular component (GO): cytoplasm
Molecular function (GO): GTPase activator activity; protein binding; rRNA binding
Source: RefSeq, a predicted model, not a curated record